Messenger RNA from Octopus sinensis (East Asian common octopus), 846 nucleotides. RefSeq lists its product as uncharacterized. The coding region runs from base 1 to 846 and encodes 281 amino acids. The record is from RefSeq and is a predicted model, not a curated record. The transcript has 4 exons. Lineage: Eukaryota; Metazoa; Mollusca; Cephalopoda; Octopoda; Octopodidae.
AUGAUACAGUGUAAGAUUUGGCUGCUACUUUUAACUUUAUUUAGUUCAGAACUUUUGAACUUGUUACGAGGUUUUGGAGGUUUCUAUAUUAUAUCACUUUUCUCUGUUCAGUCUUGCAAGAAUUUGGCCAAGGACGGCGAAGGCGAUUCUUCGGACAAACAUGGCUGCAUCAGGUUGCCUUCAUUCACAGGGGAUGCAGGUCUGUGGCUUGCCCAGGUGGAGUCGCAUUUUGCCGCACAUGCCGUUCCUCCACAGCAGCAGUUGCAUCUGCUAUAUUCGAGUUUGCCUUCCCGACUUGCCACAUCGGUCAGGGAUCUCAUAAUGAGUCCCCACCCUGACGCCACAUACGCGUCAGUAAAGGCCGAAAUCCUCCGCCGCAACACGCGGUCGGAGGAGAGUCAAUUCAAUGAGCUGAUGGCCGACGAACAGUUGGGGGACAGGACUCCAUCCCAGUUCCUGCGCCACCUAAGGGAGCCAAGCGGCAACGCAGCGGACGCUCCGCUCUUACAGAGGAUUUUCUUCUCCAGGUUGCCUGCCGACAUGCAGACAAUGUUGGCCACGGUACUGGUGUCUGUGUCAGUAGACCAGAUUGCCACGAUGGCCGAUAAAAUAUUGGAAUUUCCGAAACCAUCUCCAUCGCGAGGCCUGUGCGCAUGUACAGAGCCCCCUCCGACAGUUUCUCCGACGCAAAAUUCACUAGCCGAGUGGCUCGAUACGCUCACGUGGCGAAUCGAUGAUCUGUGCCGUGCGAUCGGGCGCCGACCACGCAGUUGUAGUCGCAGUGGCUCUGCCGAAAAGGCAGAAUGGUGUACCCAGCUGUGCACUUUUCAGCCCUCGGGAAGCUAA